Molecule: messenger RNA, 2557 nt
Organism: Daphnia pulex (common water flea)
Lineage: Eukaryota; Metazoa; Arthropoda; Branchiopoda; Diplostraca; Daphniidae
Product: sodium-coupled monocarboxylate transporter 1-like
Exons: 16
Coding region: 386-2149 (587 amino acids)
Biological process (GO): sodium ion transport; transmembrane transport
Cellular component (GO): membrane
Molecular function (GO): symporter activity
Source: RefSeq, a predicted model, not a curated record
CGGGUUGUUAUUGAUUGAAAUUUUCCCACACGGAUGUGUAAAUUCAGUAGCGUACAUGUAGCCUCGAGCUGCCAAACCGAAACAAGUACUACUAGAGCGCUGUAGUUUCGGUGGGGAGAAAUGUAAAACAGUUAGAAUAGCUCAACAAUGUUAGGGAAACAGGUUUGAAGGCCAUGUGUAGAAGAAUAGAUGCAACGAUCAAAUAGUUUGAUUGUGAAGAACCCGAGAGCAGUGAAAGGUUCAAAAAAAGAUACGGCAAACAAACGGAGAGAAAUGCGCAUCCAAAAUCCCCGGCAGUCGACUAAAAUAGGUGAAAGAGGCAGUUGCAGUUCGACUCCGCGUCCAGUCAGUGUAACAACGAUUUCAUCCAGCAAGCGCAGAAAUCAUGGCAACGUCCGAUUCUUGGCCGAAACUGUUCACCUGGGUGGAUUAUUUUCUGUUUGCUUUGACUCUCGUCGUGUCUUCGCUAGUCGGAAUCUAUCACGCUUGGCGUGGCGCCAGCGGUUCGACCUCUGACUACCUGAUGGGUGGAAGAAAGAUGCCCAUCUUACCCGUAGCCAUGUCUCUUGCCGCCAGUUCAUUUUCAGCUACGACACUACUCGGCGGACCUACAGACAUCUACACGAAUGGGACUAUGUAUCUGUGGUUCAUAUCUUCUGUUCUUCUUUGCACUCCGAUUGCGAGUUACAUCUAUUUACCUAUAUUUUACCGAUUGCAACUUGUUUCAGCAAAUCAGUACUUGGAGAUACGAUUCAAUCUUGUCAUUCGACGCAUUACUACGAUACUCUUUGUGGUGAAACAGUUGUUGUAUUUAUCGAUAGUGGCGUAUGGACCUUCGCUGGCUCUUAGCCAAGUCACGGGAAUUAAUGCCUACGUAUCAGUUGGUAUUCUGUUCGGCGUUUGCACCUUCUACACAGCAAUCGGAGGAAUCAAAGCAGUUGUCUGGACAGACACCAUACAAAUUAUAUUGAUUUAUGGAUCAAUCAUCAUGCUACUAAUCAAAGGGGUGUCGGACGUUGGCGGUCUGGGAAUUGUUUGGGAGCGUAAUUAUAACUCUUCCCGCAUAGAACUCUUCAACAUCGAUACCGACCCUACAACUCCACAUACGGUUUGGUCGCUUGCCAUCGGUGGCUUAUUUUAUUGGUUGAGUUGGUAUGCAGUGGAUCAGACUGCCGUACAACGAUCACUCGCCAUGCCUUCACUACGCAGCGCACAGAUAUCGAUGUGGAUUAACAUGGUCUUUGUGUGUGGGAUCAUUUUUCUCUGUGGAUGUGUUGGUUUAGUCAUGUACUCUAGAUAUUUUGAUUGCGAUCCUUUGACAUCCCAGGUGAUUAAUAAAGCAGACCAGAUAGUUCCUUUUUACGUUAUGGAUGUGCUUGGUGACUAUCCUGGUCUUCCCGGACUCUUUGUUGCAGGCAUCUUAAGCGGCGCUCUCAGCACAAUUUCAAGUGUCAUGAAUGCGGUGGCCCUUGUAGUUUAUGAAGAUUUCAUCCGGCCUUACUUUCCAAAUAUGCCGGAUCAAACCGCUACUCGUCUCGUUAAAGGAGUGUCUCUGCUAUUUAGCGGCCUCAGCUUCAGUAUGGUUUUCCUUGUUGCUCAAGUGAAGACCAUAUUAGACGCAACGGUGAGUUUUGAUGGAGCUGUGGCCGGAUCGAUCCUAGGUGUUUUCACUCUCGGUAUUUUCGUUCCGUUCGCCAAUCCUGCCGGGGCUGGAGUGGGUAUACUAACUGCCUUUGGAUUGAUGAUGUGGCUUCUACUGAGUACUCAGAUCGCCAAAUCCAGUGGGGUUGUUCAUAACAGCCAAAUGAAAUCUUUCAGCACCGACAAUUGUCCUGCUUAUAAUGGGACUUCAAAUUCUUUUCAACUGAGCACAAACUUGCACAAUUUGACAAUGGCUAAUGAGCAAGAAGAAAUGCCUUUCAUUCUCUUGAGGAUUUCAUACUUAUGGUACACAGUGAUUGGAAUGCUGAUUGUCCUUACUCUUGGAACAUUAGUGAGUCUCGUAAGUCAAGCCAUUAACAUUAUUAGAAACAGUACACAACUCUCUACCGAGGAACUUAACGACGGUGUCGCUAAUAUUAAAAACAACUCGUCCACUGAGAUGGCACAAGUGAACCAAGUCUUCGCCAUGAAUGAAUUUUCUCAAUAGACUCGAUUAGCGUCUUCAAUUUUUCAAAAAACAACUUUUUCCUUGAAGAUGCCGUCGACGUGUAAGGCAAUCAAUUUAACGUGACUGUUGACAAUACAAUAGGUCGACUGCUUUGCCAAUCGAUAAAUGUCGGCUCCCGUUGCUGUGAUCUUCGUACGGUAUAUAUCCCGCAUUCAUAUAGUAUUAAUCUAUUUAUCAGUCGAUCGUGUUCGUCUAGUUUUUUUUUUCAGUCGCGAGAUUUAUUCAUCUUUCUUAGAUUCUCUUAUCUUCCUUUAUAAGCCAAGUCGAUACAUCGAUUCAAAUUCCAACCUACUGCCAUGAUAAAACUUCGUAUUACUUGACGAAAGUAUCGAUUAUAAGAAAAUGAGUGCCCACUCUGCCAGUGAUUCGAUAUAUAGAUAUAGCUAU